Molecule: messenger RNA, 1530 nt
Organism: Colletotrichum gloeosporioides
Lineage: Eukaryota; Fungi; Ascomycota; Sordariomycetes; Glomerellales; Glomerellaceae
Exons: 3
Coding region: 1-1530 (509 amino acids)
Biological process (GO): cell surface receptor signaling pathway; adenylate cyclase-activating G protein-coupled receptor signaling pathway
Cellular component (GO): plasma membrane
Molecular function (GO): G protein-coupled receptor activity
Source: RefSeq, a predicted model, not a curated record
AUGGGAGACAGCCACGGCGCUCCCGUCGCAAGGGCGACUUCGGAUUCCCUAUCCCAAGAGCAAAUCGACAUCGUCAUCGCCCUCGAAAGAGUCGGGGCUUCGUUGUCAUUGGUCGGCGUCACCUUGAUAUUCAUCACCUACUACGCCUUCAAGCGCCUUCGGACAGUCCCCAAUCUCUUCAUCCUCAUGGCUUCAAUCGCGAACGUUGGUGCAAGUGUUGCCUGUGCAAUGGGAUACGACGGCCUUCGUGCCGGCGAAACCUCCGCCUUGUGCCAGCUUCAGGGUUUCCUGCUUGAAAUGUUCAUGCAAUCGGAUCCUUGGUGGUCUUUUGCUAUGGCCAUCAACGUCUUCCUUGUUUUCUUCGCCGGCGCAAACCCUUCUUCAUUCCGCAAACACCUCUGGGUUUACUGUCUUGUCUGUUUCGGCAUUCCUCUAAUUCCUGCUCUCUCUCUUCUUCUUCUGAGGCCCGACGGGCCAGACGACUUGAUCUACGGCGAUUCCACACUAUGGUGCUGGAUCAACAACAAAUGGAGUGUCCUUCGCAUUUACACCUACUACAUACCUAUUUGGUGCUGCAUCUUCGGCUCCUGUGUCAUUUACUUUGCCGUCGGCUAUCAUGUAUUCCAUCAACGCAACCAGCUCCGAAACUUGACCUUCAGCAACCCGGCUAGAGACAACAAAGACCUCUCGUGCUCGGAUGAACGAGACUCUGCAGAAAAGGUAGCUCAACUGUCACUAACUCCCAAUGAUUGGCCUCUCGUUGACACAUAUCAGAAUCUCACAAGUCGCACCGAGUUCUACGGCACCGCUAUGACGGAGAUACAAAUUACUACCGUCACCCCAAGACCUUGGACACCACCAGCGAUCCCUCAAUCGGCAAUGACACCAGACUUGCCAUCCAAUCAGCAAACUCGACACGAGCGUUCAUGGCGCACAAGUGACGAGCAUGAUGCCCCGCCGAGCAGUCCACAGUUCGAAACGACGUGUACUUCAAGUCCACCUCCACCGGAACCGAGACGCUCCAUCUUCCAUCGCGUUAAUUCCGUCAAUGAGAAGUUUUCGGCUCGUCUCCGAAGCCUCGACCCUGUCAAGCUCGCAUACUUACGAACGAGUUUCAUCUUUGCCAUUUCGGUUUUCGUUACCUGGACGCCGAGCUCCAUCAACCGGGUUUACAACCUCAUCAAGCCUAACGACAUCAGCUUCGGCCUGAGUGUCGCGAGCGCUACGGUUCUACCGCUUCAAGGUGUGUGGAAUGCCGUCAUUUUCUUCAUGACCACCAAGUCUACUUUCAAAGAGGAGUGGGCGGACAUGAGACACCGGCAACAGGCACGGCGACUCCACAGCAACUGCGACAGUCGUCUUGGCGGGAGGAGAAUCGAGGUCCUGAGGACCGAACACCAUGGCCGAUUCAUAUGCAAUCGAUAUGGUCAUUCCAAAGCCCAUGGGAGCGACCAGACUAGUGAGCUGGAGCUGACAGCACCACCGGCUGUUGGGACCGUUCGUGCCAUGCGGGGAUCGUUUAGUGUAUGA